This is a messenger RNA of Aspergillus costaricaensis CBS 115574, 1742 nucleotides long. Its product is annotated as TPR domain protein. Gene Ontology annotation, molecular function: protein binding. NCBI's taxonomy places the organism in Eukaryota, Fungi, Ascomycota, Eurotiomycetes, Eurotiales, Aspergillaceae. Gene Ontology annotation, cellular component: intracellular anatomical structure. Bases 1 to 1713 code for a protein of 570 amino acids. The transcript has a single exon. The record is from RefSeq and is a predicted model, not a curated record.
AUGUUCCUAGUGCCCGACUCUGUGAUCCCACGUCCAGCCACAGACGACUACUACAACGUUGGCACCUACACUCGACCCAUCAGCACUACUAGCCAAGAUGCGCAGAUCUGGUUUGACCGUGGCCUCAUCUGGUGCUACGCCUUCAACCAUGCCGAAGGCUACCGAUGCUUUGAGCAGGCCAUAGCCCAUGACCGCAACUGCGCCAUUGCCUACUGGGGCCUGGCCUACGCGUCAGGGCCUAACUAUAACAAAGCCUGGCGUCUGUUCGAUCCGGUUGACCUCAGACAAAGCAUGAAGCUAUGCCACGAAGCUGUACAAAAGGCUCAAGAGCUCUGCCAAACAGCUUCCGUUACUCCCAUCGAGCGCGCACUUAUAGAAGCCAUGCAAACUCGCUUCCCCGUUGACCAUCCCGCCGAAGACUACGAUCAGAUCAACCACGCCUACGAUGCAGCAAUGAGGAGAGUGUAUGAUCAGUUCCCCACUGACCUUGACGUCAUGGCUCUCUACGUAGACGCAAAGAUGCAUACAGCGCAGCGCAAGAUGUUCCACAUCAAGACUGGCCUCCCCAUCGAGACAUCUCCCGUCUACGACGUGCAAAAGCUCUUCAAAGAUGGCUUGUCUCUUCCCGGCGCAGAUACCCAUCCGGGUCUGCUUCAUUUCUGUAUUCAUUUCUGGGAAAUGUCCGCCACUCCUGCCGUUGCGCUCCCGCCAGCAGACGCUUUACGCCAUCUCGUCCCUGACGCUGGGCACCUGCACCACAUGCCUACUCAUCUCGAUGUUCUGGUUGGCGACUACCGUCGCUCAGUCGACUCGAAUACCGCAGCAGUCCAAGCGGACGAGAAAUUCCUCGCCCGCGAAGGUGCAAAGAACAUGUACAGCUUCUACCGUCUUCACAAUUACCACUCGCUCAUCUACGCGGCGAUGCUCUCCGGUCAGUCCAAAAUCGCGCUGAAAGCCGUAGACCAGAUGGAAGCCUCAAUCACAGACGAUGUCCUCCGAGUAGACUCUCCACCACUAGCGGACUGGCUCGAGUUCUUCAAGUCAGUGCGUGUACACGUCUAUGUCCGCUUCGGACUCUGGGAAGAGCUCAAAGCACUCCCAAUCCCUGAAGAUCAGGACCUCUACUGCGUCACCACAGCCAUGAUGCACUACGGCAAGGCAAUCGCAUUGGCAGCUACAAACAAUGUCUCUGAAGCUCUGAAAGAACGCACCCUCUACGAAGCGGCUGCUAAACGCGUCCCUCCUAGUCGGAAAGACUACCCGAACCUCAUCAUCGAUAUUCUGAAGGUUGCGACGGCCAUGCUAGACGGCGAGAUUGAGUACCGUCGUGGGAACUUUACGCAGGCGUUUGAAAGCCUUCGCGAGGCAAUUCGUCAUGACGAUGCGCUGAUGUAUACUGAACCGUGGGGCUGGAUGUUACCUACGCGACAUGCGUAUGCGGCCUUGUCGCUGGAGCAAGGCCAUGUGGAGGAGGCUGCGAAGGCGUAUGCGGAGGAUUUGGGUCUAGAUGCGGAAAUUACUCGGGCGCAUCAGCAUCCGAAUAAUGUGUGGGCGCUGCAUGGGUAUCAUGAGUGUUUGGUGAGGUUGGGACGUGGAGCAGAGGCGCUUAUCAUUAAGCAACAGUUGGAUGUUGCUUUGAGUGUGGCUGAUGUGGACAUUAAGUCUUCGUGCUUUUGUCGGUUGGGUGUGCAGGGGUCGCAGUGUUGUUCAUGAGUUUGUUCGGGUGUAUAUACAUGAGUCUU